AUGUUGCGUUUAGGCUCCGGUGUUUACAAUCUCCGUGAUUCCGAAGGGCCCGGCGUCCGACCUCAGCUCACCGGCGCCGAGAUCACGUGUUCCAUCUUCUUCCUGGACGACAGCGAGCAUAAGUUUUUUGUUUCGGUAAGUAUAUUCACCAUGAUGUAUUAGGUGAAGCCAUACAGCAUUUUAUGCACAAUGAUACAUCAUUUUUGACAUUAAUUUAUCAUUUUUAAUCCAUUCGGAGGAGAAAGUGACAUUUGGAAUAUUUUUUUUGGAAUUAUUUUUACAAACUUUUUCUUUUUUUUGUUACAGUAACCCAAUGUUUUGCAGAAAAAUGCGACGGGUCAGGAGUUAAUGCAAAAAGUGUUCGAAUUCUUGGAACUCACCGAGCACGACUUCUUUGGCCUUCAAUUCGUUUGCGUAACUGGCUCUAACACCGUUCGAUUAGUGAGUUUUUCGACCUACGUUACUUUUUGAAGGUCUUUUUUUGAAAUAUUUGCGAUAAUUAGGUUAUUUUUAAAGGGGAAAUUAGAUUUAAAAAUCAUUCAUGAUGCAUAUUGGACGUUUACAAUGUUUUUGACAGUUUUUGAGGCCUGAAACACAAUGCCAAAAUUUGGCGGGAAAUCUAAUUUUUGAAUUUUAAUUACAUUCAAAGGCCGAAAUUAUGACAAAAACUGCUGUCGUAAUUAAUUUGUCGUAUUUUAGAAAUGGUUGGACACCAAGAAAUCCAUCAAACGCCAAAUGAUGUGUAAGUUUUCCACCUUUAUAUUACACUUCAUGUGUAAUGUAAUUUUUUUUGACAAAUUUUAAUUCACAUGAGAAUUUUUGAUUUACCAACCACUUACAGGCCCUCCAUAUCACCUGUUCUUCCGUUUAAAAUUCUAUGUGAGCGACCCGGGCAAGCUUCUGGAAGAGUACACCAGGUAUUUGGUGUACUUACAGUUACGAAAAGACCUAUUGGACGGUCGGUUGCCCUGUACGGAAGACAUGGCAAUCAUUCUUGGCGGUCUUGCGGCUCAAUGUAAGUUUUGGCGGUUAAUUUUUUUUAUCAGACUUGUCAUGGAUAAUAUAAUUGAUAUCUGAAAUGAUUUUUUUAGCUGAACUCGGUGAUUUCAAUGAGGAAGAGCACGGAGAAGACUAUUUGAAUAACUUCCGACUCCUUCCAGCACAAACAAAGUUGUUGAACAAGAAGAUUUGCGAGUCCCAUCGGUCGAACAAAGGAUUAUAUCCGGCCGAAGCGGAAUUCGAGUUCCUCAAUAAAGCCAAAUGUCUAGAUUUUUAUGGCUUCGAUCUGUAUGAGGCUAGAGUAAGAUUUUAAGAUACUAUUUGCAGCUUUUAAGAUUUGUUUUUAAUCUUAAAACGAGAGUUUUUCUUAUUUAUAUAUAUAAUAUUUUAAUAUUUUUUCCAGGACGGGUACGAACGGCCAAUUACGAUCGGCGUUAAUAGCAAUGGUGUCUCAGUGUUUGACAAUGGAUCUCGAGUGCAUUCAUUUCCAUGGGCAACCAUCAUCAAAGUCAGCUUCAAACGGAAGAAUUUCUUGUUGCACAUCAUGAUGACCAAGGAUAAUGAGGUAAAUCUUUUUAUAGAUGACAUUUCUCAUGUCUGAUGGUCAUGAAACGUUUCAAAAAAUAAAUUUCGAGGCGUUUUACAGUGUCACAAAAAUUUUUAGACGAUUUCUUUACGAAAUAAUCAAGAUACGAUCAUUUUAAUUUGAAGGAGAUUAUUUUGACCAAAAUUUUUUUAUCUUCCGAAAUUUUUCGCCUAAAAACUCAAAAUAAAUUACAUUUUUCCCUAACUCGUGGCCUAUUUUUUAGGAGCAAUCGGAUACCGAGCUCUCGUUCAACGCAUUAACUUCUCAAAAUUGCAAGAUGCUGUGGAAAAGUUGCAUCGAACACCACACUUUUUUCCGUCUGGCCGUUCCUCCCUCCACUUCCGCCAAAUCCGUAUUCCAUCUGGGAUCCCGUUUCCGAUAUUCGGGACGAACUGAGCAUCAAACUCUUGAGGAAUCGAAGCGAGUAGCCAAGCCGGACCGUCAAUUUCAACGAGUUCCAUUGGCAUCUUGUCUGAGUGGCGAUCUCAAGGAAAACAAUGGUGAUUUGGUGGAUUCUGAAGCUCUUUAUCGGACCGAGAAGACGCCCUUGACUCACUCCACAACUUCUGGCAGCUCCAUUCCAAAUUCCCAGUCAUCUACGACCGACAUCACCACUGGACAGCCUCUGUAAGCGAAUCUUUUAUAUUACACUUGGCUUUUGAUAUGCUUUGGGCGAAAGGGUCGGCUGGGAUCGGGUUUAACUCAACCCUGAGUCGGAUCACAGUCCACCCUCACCUGGCUAAUUUGCUUUUGCUUCUUGCUUAAUGUGGUGAUGGUAUUCCCCUCGCUUUUCCAGUCGUCGCAGUCGUCGUAUGGUGGAGAGUGUUCGUCGACGGACCUCGUCUCUAAUCCGCGACAACAUCCGUCGUCGUCUCACCCAAAUGGGGGAGAUUUCAUCCUCGGCGUCGUCGAUUCUGCAGUCCUUUUUGGCCAUGUCGCAGAACUCGUUCAAGCCCGGCGAUGACAAAGUUCAUCAACGUCCGGAUGAGGAGAUUUUCAUCGACUUGGACAAGGAAAUUUGCAAAAAUGGACAAACCGACGGCCCUGCUGAAGAUUCUGCGGAUGGUCGAGGAUCGGUUGAAGCUAGUCCACCAGUCCCGCCGGAUCCCGAGGCUAAGGCCCCGCUACUGCAGCCAGUCCGAACCGGCGAUCUCAACUUGGAUAUCAAGGAUAACAUCGAAGAAGAAGCUCUUCCAAACGAACAUCAAAAUGGCCUCAUUGACGCGGAAGAGAGCCUCCGGGCCGCAUCUGCAGAUGCGAUCGACACGUGAGUUGUUGGGCCCAAGAUUCCAUGUGUUGCAAGUGGUUGAACAAGGGCGGCUUGUUUAUGUCCGACAAGGCCAUUAAUUUCUCUCCCCGUCUUUCUUGAGUUCGGAGGUCAUAGACCCCAAGGAUCUCAGUCGGAUUUCUCUUUUUCGGCAAACGCCGAUCUCCUGUUUCAAUUAGAUCCAUUAACAUAUCGCCCCGCGCGGGAUUUCGUUUCUUCCUUUGCAUUGCUAAAGGUGGUAUAAUAUAAACGGCUAUCCGAGAAUUCUCAGCCCUCUAAAUUACGGGAAAUCCCGGCGGAUCGAGGGCUAAGGCUGUGAUAUUCACUACUAAAAGUAUUUUCACUAGACUAUUGACUGUAAUAUUGUAUUACUGCGGUAUUAUUGUAGCCUAUAAUUAAUGAAGACCGAAGAGAAAUGGCUGAAACCGCUGUUGAGGCGGGUCCUCCAUAGAAGACCAACGCUGGUCAUCGCGGAUGAGACCAGGCUCUACCGAAUGUAAGGUUAUACUGGGGGGUUUUACCGGGGAUAAAGGCGAAAAUAUAAUAGCUGGGUGAUUAUAUUGUACUUGGUAUCUAAGGUUUGAAAGAACGGAUUUCUUAAGAUGUGGGGUUUAAUUUGUUUUGAAAAGUUAUUUUGACUACUUUACUACGAAAGUAAAAAGGGAAUAGACAUGAUUUUGACCUUUUUUUGACAAAUGUUUGUCAUGUGUAAUAUAAUUUCUAUUAAUUUCUUAGUAUAUAUAGGCAUAAACAGAGGAAAUUAGUAAUUUUAUGACACAAAAUUUAAUCACUAGAGGCUUAGGGUGCUUUUUCUCACGUAUUGCCGCAUUUUUUUUGUCAUGAGUAAUAUAAUUUUUUGUCAUUUUUUGGUAAAUUUAUUAUUCAUUAUGGGUUAUUUCUGUAUUUUAUGGACUAAAAUCUAAUUUGAUGAGGUUUGAAGUGCGCUUUACUUCUGCUGACAUUUAUUUUUUGUCAUGGAUAAUAUAAAAAUUUCAAAAUUUUCUCCUGAAAAAGGUGAAAAACCCAAAAAACUAUUACUGUAGACCUCUUAAUCUCCUCACCUUACAAGUUGACUCCCCGUUUGGAAGUCGAAUCGGAACUCCAGGAUCGUCGAUAUAAGUACUUUGCGAGCCCCACAAUUAACCUGCACAAGCACUCGGGAGUAGUAAAAAGAGGAGGUUUUUGAGGUUUUCGGAUCGGCCCCGAGUAAAGAUGACUCCUGGGAAAAGAACAACCUUUUUCUUCGUGAUGCCCGAGUGCCGGUGUGAGGGUUUGUUUCUUAACAAAACGGAUUUCCCCCCGCCUUUUCCGCUUAUCAGCCAUUAGUUUGCGGCCCCGAUUUUCGCUAAUUUCUCGGGCGCCGCUGACCAGUUGGACAUGCAAGAUUAAAGGUUGGACUGCCUGCGAUCGGAUUGGGGUGCUUUGUUAGGGCUGAUUGUUUUUUGAAAAUUGAUUUUUAAUGGGAAAAGUUUGGGUAAAAUACGAUCAACCUUUUUUUUCAUUUUUUAAAAAAUUCCAGGUGAAACAUGCCCGGAGGGAAAAAAGCAAUGGACUAAUUGUGAUCUUAGGGGUCUGAAAUGGCUAUUACUUUUUGAAAAAAAUGGGAAAAUGUAUUCGCCCAGAAAAAAAUUUAUUGAAAUACGAAUAUAUAGAAUAAAAAUUGAGAUUUUUCUGAAAAUAAAACGCCUCGAGGGUAUUUGAAGUUUUUUUAUUCCUUUUCUGGGCCAUUCUAAUAAAAUUUGAUUCAUGAUUAAAGUUUUUUCAAUACUUUUUUCAAAAUAAAAAAUGGAUUUUUUAAAAUUUCGAUCUUUCAAAUUUCGAAAACUUCAAUUAAAACUUGCCCGAUCCACCUUGUUUAUCGCCAACAUCAUUAUCUCCAAAUCGCAGGCUCUAAAAUUUGCGGAUUCCCAGAGAGAUUUCUUUUAUCUUCGGAGAUCUUGUUUUUGGCCCGGAUUGGAAUGAGAAAGUACUCUUUUGGCUCUUCAAUUUUCACUUUCCGCAAAUUAAUUUCGCUUUUCCCGCAAAAGGUCGAGCUUAUUCAUACUCUGGAGCCAUGGGGAAAUGAAUAAAACGACUGUUUCAAUCGUUGGGAAAUAAAAAAAUAUUAUUUUUUUGAUCUGAACAAUAACUGUAUAGUUUUUGUAUGAAAAAUUUUUAGUAAUUUUUCGAUACAUUUCUUUUAUUUCUUCCGCCAAAAUCUGGGACUUGUAAUUUUAUCCGUUUUCGAAUUUUUCAUGUUUUUUGACAAGUUAUUACUGGCGAAAACCUCAGUCCAACUGGUCAUAUGUUCAUGUCCAUCUCCGCGAAUCCCCGAAGGGAGAGCCGGAUCUCGGCGGGGAGGCGGGAUAUCAUUGUUACAUUCAUCUCUCUCAUGGACACGAGUUUCGGCAUGUUUCGUGUCCACAAGUUUCCUUGACCCUAUUUCGGGAGUCGUUUAGUUUGGAAAUAAUGAAAGUUAGAGGGUUUAGGGAUCGGAUUACUUUUUUUAGAAGUUUUAGAUGUCAUUUGUAAGGAAAAUGAUACUUUUUUGGUUAAAGAAACUAACGUAUUACGCGUUCGGCGUACAGUGGGGGACCUGAUCCAGUGGCAAAAAACGUACCAGUUUGCAUCCGGGAAGUAUCAAAAAUGUGGCCAAAUGCUUCCCUCUCCAAGUGAAAAAAACUCCGAUUUCAAAAGCCCGCUCUUUUUGUGAGGGAAUGGGCCCUUCAAAACGAAGUUUUUUAACUUGAUAGGGAAGCAUUUUGCCACAUUUUUGAUGCUUCUCGGAAGUAAAAUGGUGCGUUUUUUGCCACUGCAUCGGGUCCUUCACUGUAUUUAAAAAAUGGUUUUGAAAACCUUUCCGAUUUUUUUGUUGGAAAAAUAGAUUUCUUUAUCGAAUUUUGACUGUUAAAAUUUUAUGUCGUAUUUUACCUAAAAAAAUUUUAUUCCACAUAAGUUAUUGUAUUUUAAAUACCAAAUUUUCUGAAUAUUUAGCUCCCGAAACCCAAAAAACUUGGACCAUUUGUAACACUAAAACCUUUCACUUCUGACCCCUCGCUCAACCUUAAGCCCAUCAUAUACCAAAACGCUUACGCUGGGAACAUUCCCUCGGCUUUUUAACACCCUCCGUUUUCCCGAAUUUCCCGCCAACCCGUUUUUUUUUUUGACAUCGGAAAUGUUACCCUCCGGGCAGUGACCAAAAACGGAGACCAUUUGUCCUCGCCCUGCGUUUGUUGGCCCUGACUUUGUGGGCGUUAGAAAGUAAUGACAUUACUUUAGUCGAGAUUCACUUUUCUUUUGGCUAUUACUAUACUAGUUUUGUAUUCGUGUUCCAAAUCGUUUAUUGCUGACAUUUAAGCCAUCAGCCGCCACUGAUUUAUCGCCCUUGUUCGGAUGCCUGCUGAGAAAGAAGGGCGCGAACAGCUCCGAUCGCUGUAAUUCAACCCCAAAAACCCAACUGUUAUUACCAUUCGGCUAUUAAAAUUUUUUGCAAAAAUUUUACUAAACGUCUAGUCCUUUUGGCAAUCCACAGCUUCCAAGAUUAUUUUGGGCCCUUGUGCCGUAUUUGGAUCAGCAUUUCACCCAACUUUGAACCAGAUUUUGACGAUUUUCGGACAAAAUUUUGCAUUGGACCUGCCUCAUCUAGUGUAAUAUGCUAAAAUUCGCGGUCGGGCCAUGGGCUGAGUCUCUGUAUCGAACGGACUCUUUCCGUGAGCCCGAGAAGAGCGCCGUGGAGUUGAAAUACCGGAGGAAAACGAACAGCGAAGAUGCGAAUCGGCUCCGGCAAAGUCUUCGAUCCGCCAAAAAUUUGUCAUUCCUCAAGUCUUUCGCAAGACGGUAAGGACGAAAAAAUGUCUCAUAAAUAUUGUCUGUGUAGUAUCUAGUAGUCUCAGAGUUGUAAAAUACGGUCUUUGAAUUAUUCCAAAAAAUCCGUCAUGAUGACAUUUUUAAUUUGAGGUGAUUUUGCGGAGGUCUUGUUAAAAAUGGGAUCUAUAUGUAAUAUAAGUAUGGUAAAAAAUUGGAUAUAUGAAAUUUUUCGAAGGUCAUUAUGACGGAUUUUCAAUAAUUUUUUAAAAAAUCUCAAAAUUUUGAUUCAUGAAAAAACUGUCGAUCUUAUGAUGAAGAAUGGUUCUGUUGACCUCAAACCUCUGUUAUUCCUCGUAUUACGUCGUCAAGUUUAAUCACAAAAACAACAAAAUUGUUUACUCGCCUGAGGCUGCAUUGUUUGGCUAAUUGCUUAAAGCUGCUUGGAUCAGUCCGCAAAGAAAUCUCUUUUUUUAUUUUUUCUUAUUUCCCUUCUCGUUUUCAGUGAGGACUCGAUCCGGCCGCAGAAACGCUACAGUGUCAUCGUCUCAACACCGAAUCUGUCGAAUCGCCGCAGGGAGAAUGACCCGCUAACGACGAGUCUGCAGAGUCUCGGCCUCGACGAAUUCGACGUCACGGACGAUGAGAGCAAAAGUCAGGGAAGCAAGAGUUUUGUGCUGAAAAAAGAGCGGAAUCAGAAGACUCCGUCACCCGCCAAUUUCGAGAAUAAAGUGGACGGCAAGAGGAGAUCAAAGGUGUAUUCGAACUCGGAUGACGAGGGAAUGAUCUGGCAUCAGGCAGUCCAGUGGACCGAUAAGGAGGUGGGUUUCGAAAUAAAAAGUUUUUUUGGGGAAAAUUUUUAUUAGGCUUGGGCAUUUUUUUCAUUUUGAAAAAAAAUCCUAAACAAGGGAAGUGCCCCACGUGCGACGCUCAGAUUUUCUUUAAAUUUUGCACACGCUUUGGGCAUAGACUGAGUAUAAAUUCCUCAAAGUUCUAGCUCGCGCUUUGCGGGCGCCGCCGAGAUAUUCAACGGUCUUUGCGGCCGAGAGAGUACGCUAAACGCGGAGAGCGGUCAGAGAGAAAAACACUUUUUAGCCAUAUCUUUGCUAGUUUCGUGCGGAAAAAGUUCAUUUUUUGUGGAACCAUUAACCUUUACGGUAGAAACAGGGAUGCAAACUUUCGUGCCGAAAUUAGAAAAAAAGUCUCAAAUUUUUAUCGCCUUUUGACCAAAAAAUCUCGGUGGUUUCUGCAAAGCGCGAGCUGGGAUUCUCGCAUAUAUCUUAGAAAAAAUUCUUCUAAAUUUGUGUCAUGUUUCAUCAAAAUCUGAGCGUCGCACUUGGGGUACUUCCCCUGUAAAGUACCAAAAAUUUAAAUAGCUCGGGUUUUAAUGAAAAUUAGAUAAAAUUAAUAUUUGAAUUUGCCAAGACAUUUUUACAAUUUUUAAUUUCAAAAAAUCUCAAAAUUUCAUUAUUUUUUAUUUCGUAAAAAAUCGUGAUAUUUCUUACUACUGUAAUUAUAACCCAAAGAUCACAUGGUUUGAAAUCCUUUUUCUUCUCCAUUUUUGAGAACGCUGAUUUCGUCAAAUCUCUUAAAUUUCCUAAACCCUUUACUCAUUUCGAAGCUUAUUCAGCCCACAAAAAUGCAAUUACUUUGCAUCGUCGUGACGGUCGAAAUGAGUCUUCCACAAAGAUGUGACUCAUAAUCCGAAUUUGAAAUUUAGUUAGCGAAAUUGGAUUUGUCAUAACUUUUAGUUAAAUUUUUACCGAAUUUAUCAAAAAUUCUCUCAAAUUCAACAAAAACAAUAUGAAACUUGACCCAAACAUCAAGUGUAAUAUCGCCCAGUUGAGUCAUUCUGACUCAUUGGGCAUUUAGAUCAUGAUCUGCGAGGGUUUAACUCCCAAAUGAAUCAUUUUGUUUCACUUUGCAACCCAAAACAGUAGCCGACGCAUGAUUUACACUUUUUCCCGCCUCUCCCGACCCAUUUUAUCAACGAAAAGAGAGGGUGGGGGUCGAUGAAUCACACGCGGCGAACGUGUCGAAUGUUUUAUCAGGCUGGCAGGGCAUCGGUUUUCCACUCCGACUCCAUCUUUCUCCCAUUUUCUUCUCCUUUCUCCUGUCUUUUUUUUGUGUUCAAGUUCGUCGAAUGGGCUUGGGGCAGCCUCCCCAAAGUGUAGCUAGAUCUGACAUCACUCCCCGAGAGAUGCCCCUUGAUUCCGUUUACUUACGCAAUUGGUUAUUUGGGGCGAGUUUGGCGAACUUCCAGGGUUCUGGGGUUGUGAAAUGGGUCCAGUAUAAUAUAAAGCCCAUCUUCGCGAGGGUUCUUUAGUUUUUUUUUGCGAAAUGACUACACAAAUAUUGUCUAUAUACCCCGUGGAAUUUACUGUAAGUGAAUUAUGUAAUAUUAAUUAGGAACCAGUGGUUGAUCAGUUGUUUUGUUUUGGUCAUUUCAUCAAAAAUAAAGGGUUUUAAAAUCAUUAAUUACUUAGGAAACACAUGUUUUUUGAAAGGGGAAUAUAUAUAUUCGAGUAGAGCGAGCUGUGUUCCCCAUCCUUGACCAGGGACCCCCCUCGGUAUCGGUAAUUUACCACGGGUUUUCGCCAAAUAAUUGUUGCGUUCCAAGUUGACCCAAAUUCUUUUCUUCCGCCAUCUCCACCUCGAAACAAGUCGCUGUAAUUGGGUCUACAAUUACACGAAACGGUCUCUUAUUGCUCCACCAACGCUCUCCGUCUUCUACCAUCCUGCGGGCGCUUCGUAUCUUUGCGUUUUUGAAGAUGUUUCGGACAACAUUCAAUCGCCAUUCUCAAGUUGUUCACCUCCUCUUGUUUUCGUCCGACUGAAGGUGUGUGUGGGUCUCUUCGUUCGGGGCGCUCUAUGCACAUCUCCGCUCCUCCCGCACACCUUGGGUUCCCCUUCUUCUUGUUUUAUUCCGAACAGUGUACAUAAUAUUACCAGCAACACCUUGUGCUCGGACCAGUCGGCCAAGCGAGGGAAAUUGAAAAAAAUAUAGGGAAGGGGAGGUGCAGUGGUUUUUUUAAAUAGUAGUUAAGGAAUCCAGGGCCACAUUACAAAGGUGUUUUCAAUAUUUUUUUAUUUUUUCCAGUUCUGAGCCCGGAAUUUGACUCAUUUAUAUUGUAAUAGGCUUACGUGGGAGGACUUGCGUAACUACUGGUUAAGCCGAUUUUAGACUAUAAAAACUGUUUCGGACAUUGUAUGUAGGCUCUAAAUACAAUUCUACAAGUUGUUGCAAGUUUUUGCAGUUAUACUAGGAAUCACUUUUAACUUGUAAAAAUUUUUACUUUUUUCAUCUCUUGGCCUGAAAUGAUGUCUAAAAUAUCUUAUAAGCGUCUGAAAAUUCUUUUAUUUUUUAAUAAAUUCCCGUCAAUUCCCCCCUCAAAUUCCUCAAUAUUAUUCAUGAUAACGAGAAAGGCCGCUGAUAAAAAAGUCCGACGGCGCCUUUCACAUGACAUUUGGUUUCGUUUUGCAUUUGGGAUUCAGCGAAAAAUCGGCAAAAAAAUUCGGUUUGGAUUCAGCUGUAACCGUUCCGAGAAGCCUUCGCCGUCCUCCAACCUUCGGUUUAAUUUUUUAAUUCAAUCCGCAGAACUCUGACUUGUUAGCUCAGGCGGCGGGAAGCGGGUGUGUGUUCACUUGACAUUACACACAUCUGUUUUGUUUGGUAUGAAUUUGGGCUGGGAUUUCCGAAUUAAGUUCACUUUUAUAUCCGGUUUUAUGAGUCAUUGGGAUGGGAUUAGAAGGAAGUAAGUGAGACUUUUGAUCGGCGAUAUCGCUGUAUAGGGGAAUUCAGCGGGGAAGAUUGUUUGAUAGGUUAAAGAAGAAGGGGUGGGCUUUCAUUUAAGGGGAUCUGCGUAAUUUCAGAUUGCUUAUUUUUUUUGUAACAUACGAAUUUUUUGACAUUACUCAAAUUUCUUGAAAAAUUUUAGACCUUACAUUGGAUUGCUGAUAUCUUUGAAAAUAUUGAACCCUGAUUCUCAGUUUGGUAUUUCAGAUGUUGUAAAUCAUCUAAUUUAUUAUUGUAAAUACAGUACUUCGAUUCUGACACUAUCCCUUUUUCCUAAAAUACGACCUUUUUCAACGUGUCCCAAAGUUAGGCACCUUCAUUUUGGUGGUCGAUAUUGUAGAAAAAACGGGGUACACGAUACUUAACUUUAUUUUUCUAUAUAGUAAACGUCUUGAACUUUCAUUCGAAGCCCAUUACUUUGAAUCCAUUUCCGUUAUUCCUCCUAAAAUGCGAGUUUUCCAAAUUUUCCCCAGAUUUUCGCGGAUUUUCCAAUUUUCCGAAAUUUCUAAUUCAAACCCUAGUCAUGGUACUACUGGAAACUAUACCUCGUUCUUCUUCCUCCGACUUCACAAAGGUCCCAUUUCGGCGUCGACCCACCGAUUACUCGGCCAAAACUUCGCCUCGCCUCAGUUUGCCCGAGAAUAACGAAACGUUUGGUCCGGCGUGGCCAAGACGGAAAAGUGUCUGCAAUACGCAAAGUAAUCCGAUUGUAAUCGAGUCCACACAGAAUGGGAAGCCAUUCUAUACAAACAUUUACAGUGUACGGAGGUUGGAUUUGCAACUUUUAGGGGGAAAUCUUAAAAAUUUGGAGAUUUUGGCGUAAAAAUGAUGAUUUUUAAAGAGUUUCGGGGGAAAUGUUGAAUUUUUUUUGGCAAAAAGAACGGAUACAUUGUCAGUAGCGUAUUUUACAUAAUUUUUUCCAGGCUAGCACCUCCACCAACCCUCCGGAUCACCUCCAUCAACGGCCUCGGAUCCGAAACAACUCCACUCAUCAAAACGGAACGCCAAAACAACAUGUCGACCACCUCAAAAACAACAACCCGAUGCAGCACUCGUUCGUCAACAACAACCUGUUCCUGAAUCGACCGCCCCUUCCGGUGGGGCGCGAGAAUGGGUCGUUGCGGCGGACCAUCCAGAUGAACGAGACCGAAUUCCCCAUCGUACACCCUACCUCAUAUGGCUUCGAGCAACGCCGAAGCAUCACCCAACUCCCUCAUGAUCCACAUUCCCAGAACAGAGUCAAAACCAUGGCGUCGCCGCAGAUUCAGGUAAAAUUUUGAUAGAAAUCAAGUUUUUUGCCAUUUUUUGGCAAUUUUUUACAUAAAAAAGGCAAUUUUUGGUUUAAAAAUUGUUUUUUUUUCAUAUUGAAGAUAGCAUUUUCACGAUAAAAAUAAAAUUUCUAAGUAGUCUAUACACCUUUUGGGCAAAAUCCUAGUAAUUUUUAUGACCGUUACGACAAAAAUUUACUUAUUUUUCAUCAAUUUUCUCACUUUUUUGACAAUUUUUUGAUAAAAUUAUAUAAUUUUUGCCAAAUUUUUGUUCGAAAAUCUCCGAUUUCUUAAUGGAAAUUCCUUUAAGGCCAUGAAAAUUAAAUUUGGUCUUUUUUUGAUCCUUUUUCGAAGAAAUUUUUUUAUGGUUUUAGGGGUUUCCCACGUUUUAGGUCUUGUUACACUUCGGAAAUUGUUUUUUGGUGUUUUUGUCUAGUUCUGGGAAACUCUAAUCUCUGAUCACUUGUCGAAUCGUUCUAGGAAUUCAAAGGUUUUCUAGAGACAAGUGUUUGUGUGAUUGAAAAACGAUAAUUUAAUCGGAGAAUUCGCAGUUUUUUUUCAUUUUUGAGCGGAUGGAAAUUGUUGUAAGUGAAUAAUGGAAUACCGUAGACGUAUUUUACAUAUAAUUUAGUUGUAUUUUAAUUUUUUUUUUGUUUUUUUUGCCAACAGGAUUUUUCGAUUUUAUUUUUUUUCGCACUGUGCGAUGAGAAAUUGAAAAUUUUUUUCCUAAGGGCAUUUUUUGAGUUAUCAAGCAAAUCGGCCGUAUUUUGCACUUUAUUGGGGCGGAUUUUUAGGUUGAAAAGAAUGUUGUUGUUCUCUUUUUUGAACUUUUCUAAAAAAUAAUUUUUUUUUCUUGUACUGUGCAAUGGGAAGCUUAUAAAUUGCCCGUAGGCAUUUUUUUGGACAAGUGAAAGAGUUGAACGUAUUUUACACUCUCUUAAAUCGUAUUUUACAUUAAAAAAUUUAGUUUGUCGUCACCAUUUUUUUCAAUUUUUCAGAAAAAAAAAAUUUUUUUGUUUUGCACUGUGCAAUAUGAAAUUUAAAAUUUUUUAUAAUGGCAUAGAACACAGCCUGAAAAGUGAAAGAGUUUAACGUAUUUUACACUCUCUUAAAUCGUAUUUUACAUUAAAAAAAUGUAGUUUGUCGCCAUCUUUUUCUCAAUCAUUCUAAAAAAAAAUUUUUUUUGUUUUGCACUGUGCAAUAUGAAAUUAAAAAUUUUUUAUAAUGGCAUAGAAAAAAAAAUUUUGAAAGUCAUGCGUAUUUUACCCUCUGGGCUAAAUUUUGAUUUUCAUGGCAAAAUUUAUAAAAAUUUUUGAUGACUUGAACAUUUUGAACCAAAAUUAAUUUCAGGUUCGCCGUCAACGUCCCAGCACGGCCAUCCGCGCCCCAUCCCCUCAACUCUCGCAUCGUCUCCAGCGUCCAGCCUCCAUUUCCCCUCCCACCAGCUCGAAUGGAGACGAUUCCUCGGUGGUGAUCCGAAUGAAUCCCGAUUCCCAUGGCCGCUUUGGCUUCAAUGUUACGGGUGGCGCGGAUUGCGCGCAUCCCGUGAUCAUUAGUCGAAUUAUCCCCGGCUCACCGGCCGAACGUUGCUAUCCGCGGCUGAAUGAGGGAGAUCAGGUCCUCAAAAUCAAUGAUCAGGACAUUUCCAAGUGGUCCUACUGCAACGUCGUCAAUUAUAUUCGUUCGGUGCGGUCGUUUGGCGAAAUGUCCAUGACGAUCAAGCCGAAUGUCUAUCGAUACGGCGAGCUGGACGACUCGGAGAAUCAGAACAUCAUCCCGGAAACGCCCCAUGUCUCCGAGACGGUCCCCAGAUCCGAUAAAUUGGCCCACUCAUUGAUGCUUUUGAAGGAAUCCCUCGAAACGGGGGUCAUCAAAAAACAGUUCGAAAAAUUGUAUCGAAAAAAGGUCGGAUUGGCCAUGGACGAGAGUCAGACCUCGAAUAAUAUCAGGAAAAAUCGAUAUCAAGAUGUGAGGCCGUAUGAUGAAACCAGAGUUAUUCUGGAAAAAGCGCCCAGUGGAGAUUAUAUCAAUGCUAGUCAUGUCAAUGUAAGUCAAAUUUAUAGUUUUAUAAUACUUUAUACGAUAAAAAAUUUACAAAUUUAAUAAGUUUGAGCAUGAAUUUUGAUAUUUUUUUGAGAUUGGUAUCUAGUGUAAUAUAAUUUUUUUGUCAGAUUCACUACUUUUGUUAAAAAAACAUAUGGAUUUGCCCUGAUUCUACUAUUUUCAAACAAAAAAGUGACUGAGAUCCUAUAAAAUUGAGUUUUUGAAGAUAUUUUACCUAGUGUAAUAUAAUUUUUUUGUCAGAUUCACUACUUUUGUUAAUAAUGCAAAAGAAUUGAUCUUGAUUUUAAAAUUUUUAAUAAAAAAAGUGACUGAGAUGCUACAAAACUGGGUUUUUUGAAGAUCUUUCACCUAGUGUAAUAUAAUUUUUGCUCCAAAAAGGUGAAUUUUAUAUUUGGAAUUAAAGAUCUAGCUUUGAUAUUUCUGAUUUGCCAUAAAAACUCAAAUUUAGACAAUAAAGACUAACUUUUUUUAAAUCUUUUGCCUAGUGUAAUAUAAUUUUUUUGGCAAAAUUUGAUUUUUUGCCUUAUGAGAUUUCUGGUUUUAACCCAAUUUUUCGUAUUUCAGAUGGAGAUCCUCUCAACGGGUAUUGUGAAUCGCUACAUUGCCACCCAAGGCCCCCUCCCCCAUACCUCCGGUGACUUUUGGUAUAUGGUCUGGGAGCAGUGCUCAACCACGAUCGUGAUGCUCACAACUACCGUCGAGAAUGGCCGAAUCAAAUGCCAUCAGUAUUGGCCGCAGAAGAAGGAAACUCUCGAAUUUGGCCAACUGGUGAUUACGAAUUUGGGAGAGCGCAGCGAUCGCUACUGCUUUUACCGGGAAUUGAGCGUGAAAAACAAGUUGACGAGGGAAGAGCGACGCGUCACGCAAAUGCAAUACACGGCAUGGCCCGACCACGGUGUGCCAGAGAAUCAGAAGCACUUUAUUGACUUUGUUGGAGAAGUCAGAAGGGCCAGAAACGGUUCUCUUGAUCCGAUUAUCGUCCAUUGCUCCGCGGUGAGUGAAAAAAGAUGACAAAAGAUUGACUUUUUUGUGCAAAGAAGCCAUUAAAUUGAUGUAAAAUAGCCACACCUUCUCUUUUUUGCCUCAUUCUGCUUUAAUUUCUAGGUUAGCUCUCCAUUUUUGCCAUCAACGAUAUUGAUUUACCUUACUUUAGGUCAUCAACAAAAUUUUUUGUCAUAGAAUUUUAGCUAGUGGUCUUGGAAGGAUCAUAUAAUUUUAAAACAAUCAUAUUUGCUCUGUUUUGUCUUAUUCUACUUUAAUUUCUAGUCUUGCUAUCCAUUUUGGUCAUCAACAAUAUUAAUUUACCUUACUUUGGGGUGCUAGCAAAAUUUUUGGUCAUAGCAUUCUAACCAGUGGUCUAGGAAGCCUCAGAUGAUUUUAAAACGACCAUAAUUUCUUUGGUUCGUCUUAUUCUACUUUAAUUUCUAUGUUAGCUAUCCAUUUUUGCCGUCAACGAUAUUAAUUUACCUUACUUUAGGGUAUCAAAAAAAAAAUUUUUGUCGUAGUAUUCUAACUAGUGGUCUAGGAAGCCUCAGAUGAUUUUAAAACGACCAUAUUUGCUCUUUUUCGUCUUUUUCUACUUUAAUUUCUAGUUUAACUCUCCAUUUUUGUCAUCAACGAUAUUAAUUUACAUUGUUUUAGUGAUCAAAAUUAAUUUCUCCUUUUUUUAGGGUAUUGGCAGAACCGGAGUUCUUAUUUUGAUGGAAACAGCGGCUUGUUUAAUCGAAAGCAAUGAGCCAGUAUACCCUCUGGACAUUGUGAAAGUGAUGCGGGAUCAACGGGCCAUGUUGAUUCAAACAACGGUAAGAUUUUGAGACUUUUUUACUCAAUUCUGGGAUAGUUUUAGUCAUAAAAAAUUUUUUUUUUUAUUUCUCGGAUUUAGCAUUGUAAAAUACGCCCUUUAAUUUUUUUUCGAGUUCAAAAAAAAAAUUUUUUUUUUGAAAUUGAAAAAAUAAAUUUUUACUUUUUUCACAAAUUAAUAUGUAUUUUCAGGAGCAAUACACCUUCGUCUGCGAAUGUAUCCUCCGCUCCUACAGCGACGGGAUGCUGAAACCGCUGGCCGAAUACCAAAAACGCUAA
Molecule: messenger RNA, 15842 nt
Organism: Bursaphelenchus xylophilus (pine wood nematode)
Lineage: Eukaryota; Metazoa; Nematoda; Chromadorea; Rhabditida; Aphelenchoididae
Source: the annotation of a GenBank genome assembly